Solanum dulcamara is the source of this 1241-nucleotide messenger RNA. RefSeq names its product F-box protein PP2-B10-like. The record is from RefSeq and is a predicted model, not a curated record. Gene Ontology annotation, molecular function: protein binding. Bases 72 to 857 code for a protein of 261 amino acids. The transcript is spliced from 3 exons. NCBI's taxonomy places the organism in Eukaryota, Viridiplantae, Streptophyta, Magnoliopsida, Solanales, Solanaceae.
UUUUUCUAUAUAUAAACCGUCAAAUUUUCAGUAACUUUAAUUCAAUUGAUAUUUUGAUUUAUAUUUUUCCGAUGGACUAUUUUGGGUUGAUGCCGGAAGAUUGCUUAUCGGAAAUUUUGUCGUUUACUUCGGCGGAGGAUACUGCUAGGUUAUCUGUUAGCUCUCGAAGAUUCAAGUCUGCUGCUGAAUCCGACGUCGUUUGGGAGAAAUUUUUGCCCUCAGAUUAUCAAUAUAUAAUUUCUAAAUCAAAUUAUUUAUUGGGUUCUGUUUCGAAGAAAGAACUUUACUUUAGUCUCUGCGAUUCCCCAAUUCUCAUUGAUGGGGGCAAACUGAGUUUUUCAUUGGACAAGAAGACGGGGAAGAAAUGUUUUAUGGUAUCAGCGAGGGAACUUGCUAUUUCAUGGGGCGAUACACCGUAUUAUUGGGAAUGGUCAUCUCACCCAGACUCCAGAUUUUCAGAAGUGGCUAAUCUUCAGUUCGUUUGUUGGCUUGAUAUGCGAGGGAAGAUUGAAACUCGACUACUGUCAAAAAGAACCAAUUAUGUUGUUUAUCUAGUGUUCAAACUGGCAGAUGGAUUCUAUGGCCUUGAAACUGCUAAUGCAGUUGUUAGAUUUGUUGAUUGUCAGAGUGACAAUGAAGCUGAGGAACGAGCUAGUGUCGUUAAUCUUUCAAGACAAGAAGGACCUGGCGAGAAUCGAUCCAAGAGAAGAGACGAUGGAUGGAUGGAAAUAGAAAUGGGUAAUUUUUUCAAUGACGCAGGAGAGGAUGGAGAUGUUGAAGCAAGAUUGAUGGAAAUUAGACGUCUCGUUUCAAAAGGUGGCCUCAUUGUUCAAGGAAUAGAGUUUCGACCAGAAUGAAGAAGAGAGAGACGAAUCCUUUGAACCAUGCCUUGCCACGAUUCCCUCUUGUCUCGAUAGACUCAUAUCCUUUUGAAUUUGGCCCUUCUCACCAAAUAGUCGAACUCGAGUUAUCCAUAUAGUUGAUUCAUUAUAUUAAUGUACUAUACAAGAGUGAGUUACUGCAUGUAAAAACGUCAUUUUGCUUAAUAUGAUAUUAAAUGAAAUAAGGCACCUGUUUUAUAGCAUCAAUUUUUCUGAUAGUUCAGGAAGGAAACAUAGGCACCUGAUUGUUUAGGAAGUUGACUCGCGAAAAGUUGGUACCACAGGUGUGUUUUUGACCAUUAUCUUUAUAUAUAAUAUUUCCCUAUUAGGGUUCCUGGCUCCGUGCUACUGCUAUUGCCA